Molecule: messenger RNA, 2168 nt
Organism: Phlebotomus papatasi
Lineage: Eukaryota; Metazoa; Arthropoda; Insecta; Diptera; Psychodidae
Gene: Pus7
Product: pseudouridylate synthase 7 homolog
Exons: 4
Coding region: 154-2100 (648 amino acids)
Biological process (GO): pseudouridine synthesis
Cellular component (GO): nucleus
Molecular function (GO): pseudouridine synthase activity; RNA binding
Source: RefSeq, a predicted model, not a curated record
UUUCCCCGCCAAUUCAACAGCUUGAGAACAGUCACCACGUGCUUUUGAUGACGCUAUCACGUCAAACAGUGUUUUGGUUGGAGACGCUUGGAUUCCUUGGAUUCUUAUCAUUUUUCUCUCUAAAAUCAUUGUGAAGUAUAAACCUUAGACAAUAUGGGCAGAAGAGGAGGACGACCAGGAGGAAAAUUUCAUGGGAAAAAGCGUAAAUUCCCAGGAAAUCAAGCAAAAACUGCAGAAGAAACCGACGAAUCGGAAAAUAUUCCCAGGGAGAUGGUUAACGUUCAGGAAAUUGAUGUUGGGAUCACAGAAUACGUUGGAGAUGCUCCAGGAUUUACAGGAAUCAUCAAGUGCAAAUAUUCUGACUUUCAGGUCAAUGAAAUUGACUUGGAAGGAAAUAUUGUAAAAUUAACAGACAUGUCGUUACCACAAUGCCCAAAUGCUCUGCCCGAAAAUACUGAAACUGACCAGCAGGACUCCCUCUUGUCGCUCACAACAACUGAAAAUCUUAACAAGCUUGUCACUGAUGAAAAUCCCGAUGGGUUUUAUGAAAUAGACGUGACAAAUUUGACAAAAGAUGAGAGAACAAAGAUUCACUCGAGUAUCCGGGAACAUUUUGGAAGUUCUCUAUUAUCAAAUACCAUCACCAAGGAUGAGAAGAAAAUCAUCAAAUGCUUCAAAGCUAAUAAAGCAAAACCUGAGCGUGAAAGACAUCGCUGGCUGUGGCCUCAUCAGUAUAUCUAUUUUGUGGUACACAAAACCAAUCUCGACACCAUGAGAGCUGCCACAUUCCUCGCCUACAACAUGGGAAUCAAACCUUCAGCUAUUGCUUAUGCUGGAACAAAAGACAAGAGAGCUCUAACGUCUCAGAUGUUUUGUAUAAAAAGAAGGGAACCAUCUAAAAUCCUUGAAGCAGCUAGAAGGACGCAAAAUAUACUUGUCGGAAACUUCUCAUGUCGUCCUGACGUCCUCAAAUUGGGUCAAUUGCGUGGGAAUCGCUUUCGAAUAGCUCUGAGAGAGAUUACAGUUGAUCGAGCUGUGAUUGAAAAGUCGUUAGAAAGUUUUAGGGAAAAGGGAUUUAUCAACUACUACGGAUUGCAGAGAUUCGGAAAUUCCGCUGUAGUUCCUACCUAUUCCAUUGGAAAGGCCCUACUGAAAGGAAAUUGGCAAGAAGCUUGUGAAUUAAUAUUGAAACCCCGUCCCGGAGAUCUUCCGAUCAUGCAACGUGUCCGGGAAUGCUGGUGGACAACCAAGGAUGCACAGAAAGCUUUGUCCUUAGUCAAUUCAAAGGAAAAAAGCAUCGAAUUGGAUUUGUUGAGAGGAUUGGCUCAACACGGAGCCAAUAAUUACAUUAAUGCUUUAGAACAGGUGCCAAGAAAUGCUAGGCUCCUGUAUAUUCACUCCUAUCAGAGUCUAAUCUGGAAUCAGGUAGCUUCUAGGCGUUUCAAGAUGGGAAUGAGUCCUGUUCAGGGCGAUUUAAUCCUUCGGGAGGAAGCUUCUGAAAAGCUUGAUGACUUCGAUAUUAUCUAUGAUGAACCGCAAGAUGAUGAUCAAGAACUUCCACAGGAAAAGGUUCAAGAAGAAUCAAAAUUCAAGAAUAUGGUGAAGAAGCUCACGGAAGAAGACGUAAUUUCUGGAAAUUACUCAAUUUUCGAUAUUGUUUUACCUCUUCCCGGACAUGAUAUAACAUACCCAGAAAAUAUAUGUGAAAAAUGGUAUCAGGAACUCCUGGCUGUUGAUGAACUCUCAUCUGAAAAAUUGAAACAAAAAGUCAAAACUUAUUCCCUAGGGGGUACAUAUAGAAAAUUGAUGGCCAAACCUGAUAAUCUGUCCUGGCGCCUGAUGAAAUAUUCAAGUACUAGAGACCUCCUUAUUGCCUCAGACAUUGAUGAAUUGAAAAGCAAACAAUUUCCCGAGAUUGCGACAGGAGAAAAAACAGCUUUAGUGCUGGAUUUCUGUCUUCCUUCUUGCACAUAUGCUACAAUGGCUCUCAGGGAAAUUCUAAAGACAGAUACUUCCACAGCAGCUCAGAUAAAGCUGAAUCCAAAGGAAGACAGAGUGGACAGAGUACCAGAAUCUGCCGUUAAAAGGAGCAAGAUUUGAAUUUUUGUACUAUGUCGCGUGUGUUCGCCACAAGAGGGACAAAAUAUACGUCAGAUUUUGCAGUGAAA